CCUUGGGAGGCUCACAUUUUCUUCAUAAACAUCGUCCAGGAACGUAGACCCGCCCCGUCACCGACGGUCAUCUUCGCCAGGGCUCUCGUCGUCUGCGCAUGCGUCUGACCUUGACUUCGUCGCCUUCGCUCCUGUGCUACCCACGUCGGUCAAACUCAUCAUGGGUCAACCAUCUUUCGCGGCGUCGAACGCCAUCAUUUAUCUCACAUAUGGCGCCUUUCUGUGGGUUCCUUUUCCCCCCAACAAAGCUUUGCCAAUAUCCAUGCAGGCGCAUGGCUGACGUCUUCAACGAAGGGUUUUGGGCACUGCCAUUGCUUGGAGGAUGAGGAACCAGAGCAAGAAGGAUUUCUUGUCCGGCAACGGAACGCAAACUGGUCAGCAGGAUUCAACAAACCCGUGACGGCCUUCUCUCGAGUGCCUGAAUCCGGACCCCCGCAGGGAACACGGUGAGCUGACCGGUUCAACAGCAUUUCCCUUGGCCCUCAACUUUAUUGCGUCGGGUGAGUGAUUGAUGCGGCCGGUGCGACUGCAAAGCGCCAAUGAUAUGACUCCGGAGCGGUAGCCUUUCCAGUUCGUGGAUGGCAUGGGACACUCGGACGGCAUGACCAGCGAAAGCAUAUGACUCGACGACGGCAAUGAGUAGGUUCGUAACCCAAGAUCUUUGCUCUCCUCUCUUGAGCGAUGCGCUUGGCUCCCCGCAUCGCUCCUCACGGCGCAGAGCGUGGCAACGGUCUCUGCGACUGGACAAGCCUUUACGAUGGUCCGUUGGCACCUUCAGGAUUGCAGAGCUGCCAAUCUGUGCUGGGUAGGUGGGAUGUCGGGGAGCUUGCUCAUCGUGACAGAGAGGAGAUUGCGGCUCACUACGGGCGCGGAAUCCUCAUAGAGCCUGGCAUCCAACUCCACCAAGGAACUUCGGUUCCGCAUGUGAGAGAUGUCAGGCCUACGAGGACGAAGCUGAGAUUGCACCGUAAUUACUCGAUCAAGUUAAUGCUUGCGUGGGAAACGUGCUGCCGCUCCAAGACUCCAAAUACUCUCUCUUCCUCCCUUUCCCCCCCUAACCCCGGUGCGGUACUAACAGCUUGAAAAGCACUCGGCUCCGGAAUCCUGUUCACCUAUCCUGAGAUCGCAACCAUUGCUGGCGUCCAGGGUGUUCUGACCUACGCGCUGGCGUCGGCUCUGCCGUUCUUAAUUUUCGGCGCCUUAGGCCCCAUCAUUCGGCGCAAAUGUCCCCACGGAUUCGUUCUGACGGAGUGGACGCGACAGCGAUAUGGCACCGUUACCAUGCUGUACCUGAGCUUCAUGACGCUGGUUACUCUGUUUCUUUACAUGAUUGCCGAACUGUCGUCCCUGGGCCAGGUCGUCAACGCCUUGACCGGCAUCGACAAUCUUCCCGUCAUCAUUGUCGAGUGCGUUGUCACCACUAUCUACACAUCACUCGGAGGCUUCAGGAUUUCUUUCCUCACGGAUGUCAUCCAAGGCGGCAUGGUCGUGGGGCUCAUCGUCAUCGCGUCCAUCGCUGUUGGCGUGAAGACGGAGAUCAAGCCUGAGCUCAUCGAUUCCUCCGGGCUCACGAAGCCUUCGACGGUUGGGUGGUACCUUCUGUACAUCUUGCCCGUCGCCGUCGGGACAAACGACCUCUUCCUUGCCAACUUCUGGCUUCGAACCUUCUCGGCGAAGACGGAUAAGGACCUUUGGAUCGGCGUUUCGGUGGCUACGGUUGGCAUCUUGUGCAUCCUCACGCUCGUCGGCUGCGCCGGCCUCAUAGCCGUCUGGUCGGGGACGUGGCCCGGUGACCCACCGCAGGUGGGCUCGCUGGCGUUCUUCGCCCUCUUGGAGACCCUCCCCAACUGGGUGGUCGGCAUCGUGCUCGUCAUGGUCGUGAGUCUCAGCACCGCAGCCUUUGACAGCACCCAGUCCGCCAUGGUCUCUGCGGCGUCGAAUGACCUGUUCCGCAACCGUCUCAACAUCUGGUACAUCCGAGGCAUGGUCGUCUUGACCAUGAUCCCGGUCGUCGUCCUCGCCCUCAAGGCCACGUCCAUUCUGCAAAUCUACCUCAUCAGCGACCUGCUCUCGGCCGCCACCAUCCCCGUCUUGUGCCUGGGCCUCAGCGAGCGGCUCUACUGGUGGCGAGGCUUCGAGGUUGUCGUUGGUGGCCUGGGGGGCAUCUUCACCGUGUUCCUCUUUGGUACCAUCUACUACGGCAACGCCGACGAGGGAAGCAAGCUCCUCCUCCUCCAGAAUGGUCUGUAUGGCGACGACUGGAGCGCGUUUGGCGCCUUCGUGGCCGCACCCGUCGGCGGGCUAUUGUGGGGUUUCGGCGCGUUGGCCCUAAGACUUGGUUUCCAGUACGUCAAGGCGAAGAUUCGACACGAGCCUUUCACCGCUCUGGAUCGACCUGUCGAGGUGGAGGAGAGCAUACACAGCGAGCAUGAUGUGCAGCAGGAGGUUGUGACAUCCAAGGCUGGCAAGUUCUUUUGAGCGACACGCACUGCUGGCCGCACCUGCGCGGAAGUUCUAGACAGUGGCCUUGGCGUGCUGCCAGAUGUGGUAGAGGAGAGUUGAGCCAAUGGAUGUGGGAAGAUACAGACGAUAGAUGUGAAGGUGGUGGAGAUCAUGGGCGCUGACAGCGCCGUGAUAGAAUUGAUACAAUGGCGUCACGUCAGACGCUCCUUUAUAUGAUACAUGUUCCUAUUCCCAUACACGUCCAACCAAUGGC
This is a messenger RNA of Purpureocillium takamizusanense, 2716 nucleotides long. RefSeq lists its product as uncharacterized. The coding region runs from base 1282 to 2478 and encodes 398 amino acids. The record is from RefSeq and is a predicted model, not a curated record. Gene Ontology annotation, cellular component: membrane. The transcript is spliced from 2 exons. Gene Ontology annotation, biological process: transmembrane transport. Lineage: Eukaryota; Fungi; Ascomycota; Sordariomycetes; Hypocreales; Ophiocordycipitaceae. Gene Ontology annotation, molecular function: transmembrane transporter activity.